GCCAUGGUUGCUUGUUAUCCAGGCAAUGGAACGGGUUAUGUGCGUCACGUGGAUAAUCCAAAUGGCGAUGGAAGAUGUGUGACAUGUAUAUAUUAUCUUAAUAAAGACUGGGAUGCCAAGGUAAGUGGAGGUAUACUUCGAAUUUUUCCAGAAGGCAAAGCCCAGUUUGCUGACAUUGAACCCAAAUUUGAUAGACUGCUGUUUUUCUGGUCUGACCGUCGCAACCCUCAUGAAGUGCAACCAGCAUACGCUACAAGGUACGCAAUAACUGUUUGGUAUUUUGAUGCAGAUGAGAGAGCACGGGCUAAAGUAAAAUACCUAACAGGUGAAAAAGGAGUGAGGGUUGAACUCAACAAACCUUCUGACUCGAUCAGUAAAGACGUCUUGUAGAGCCUCCGAUCCAGCAAUACCCCACUCACCCACAAUAAUUGUUGGCACUGUUUGUUAACUUGUGAAUACAAAUAAGUGGGAUAAUUAAUGGGAAAGAAAAAUAGACAACCAGUUGGCAUUUUAAUAAGGAACCAGAAACAACUUUUCUGUGUUGCACCAAGCGGAAGAUCCUGACUGUGCUGCACGGUCGACCCCCCAUCUGUGAUCGCCCACGGGAGGAAGAUACGCUGUCCAUGGAAAGUGGUUUUCACAUCUGGACAUGAAAUAAGUGCCCUACGUAGAAUUUUGUCCGUCUCAUGUUUUGCCAGAUCUGUCAUCUAGCUGAGUUCAUUUUAUCUCUCCUUUUUUUUAUAUCAAGUUUGAGAUUUGGUAAUUUUUAUAUGAUUAGGUACAAUUUAUCAAAACUGAAUUGAGAAAAAAAUUACAGUAUUAUUCCUCAAAGUAACAUCAAUCUAUUUUUGUAAACCUCUUCAUACUAUUAAAUUUUGCCCUCAAAGACUUCUUAUAAUGAUUGUUGCCAGCGACUGAUGAUUAAUUUUCUUUUUACUCAAAGUAAGAAACGGAGCACUUUAAUUGCCAACUGAAAAAUCAGAUUAUUUUGUAGUCCUGUCUCACACUAAUUUGAACUCGUAAAGAUUGCUGCUGUAGUUUUUUUGACAUUGUAAUAGUGAGACCUAACAGUAAAAGUCACCAUUGACUACCAAUAACUUUUAGUUCAUGUUCUGCAAGAUAAAAAUACACUGUAAGAAGGGUUUAUCUUUUAGGUUAAAUUUUUUUAAAAAUUAAAGUGACUGGCACUAAAUGAACUUGAGAUUAUCCUCUGGCUCAAGUUCCUAAGAUAAAGGGCUUUCUUACACUUUCAGGUGCAUCCUUUAGAGGUAGAUGACAUCCCAUUUCUAAGACUUUUCCUUCUGCUUCUCAAACUGAUUGUCCUUCCAGAUUUGCUUUUGUGCUUUCCUUCUAAUACUGUGGUCCUCCUGAUCUGCCGACCGGACCUGGCUUCUGUUGACAAGUAUCAGUGGAGGUUCCGUGUCCAUUGAGACCGAAAUGUGGUGUCACAGAGUGAACGUUGUGACCCUCAGACAUCUUCUGAAGCAUUCCCCAAACGCCAUGCUGGCCGCCUCAUCAGCACUGAAAAAUGUCUGUUUAGCUUAGAAAAACAAACCCCCAAAAAAGUGAAAAUUUUAUUUUUAUGUUUCAUGGGUUUUCUUUUAGAAAAAGAGGGAAUAUUACAAAAUCGCACACGGCCUCCCAGACUUCUGUUUAGAGAAUGAACUGGGACGGACAUCUUAGACUUCACCGUCCUAGCUCUUCAGCAAAACCCAAAGGGCGGUGUCUGUAUUUUCCGUGAAUCAUGGGUGUAAGGACCUUGCCCACUUAGGUUUCCUAUCUCUGUCCUUGAUCUUUGCCAAAAUGUGAUUAUACGGAAAUAUUUCUGUAUAUUUCAACUUACGACAGUUCUACCAUCUGUAUAGUUUGUGUUCAAUUAGACCUUUUCUAUGGAAAGCUCAGUAAUUUUUAUUAAAAGAUUGCUAUUCAUGUAAAACAUGAAAAAAAAUUGUUUAGUGAAACUGACAGUGCAGACUUAGGUGGGGAUUAAAUAUCUGGUGGUGUGAUCUCACCUAGGAGAACUUGCAGGAGAAAGCGAUGGUUGCUUGUUUUCCUUGCCCGUGUUAUUUUGUUCCACCGACUGUCCCUCGAUCCAGAUGAUAACAUGACAUCCCUACAGUUAAGUGCCUCUGCCAGCCGGGCCGGUAGUGCAGGCUGUUGCUGCCGUCUGGUCUACCGUGCGGUGCACUGCGUGAGACCACAGCUCAAAAGCACCAUCAUUUUUAGGGUUCAUAGAAACUGUUUUACGUUGAUGGGAGGUUUGUUUGAUUAUCCAGAUAGACAGCAACAGCCUUUUAAUUUGGGAGCCCCUGUUGUCACUCAAACGUGUACCUCUGCAGUCGUACAAAGUGUCAGAUUCUACUGUCUGUGGGUUGUGCUUGCCAGAGAGGUCAUAAAUUGUAUAUUUUUUGGAAAAGUUUAUAUACUUUCUUGGAGACCAUUGUGAAAAGAUCAAGAAAUCAGGAUAAGCAUUUCCUUCAUAUCCAUUUAAAAUCGACUCAUUUCAUGUUAGUGGGACCGUUAACUUGUCACCAAGCAGGACUCUUUUUAAAACAAAAUUUAAAACUAUUUGUGGCCUAUAUGUGUUUAAUCCUGGUUAAAGAUAAAGCUUCAUAAUGCUGUUUUUAUUCAACACAUUAACCAGCUGUAAAACACAGACCUUUAUCAAUAGCAGGCAAGGAAUUUCAGGAUUCAUAUACAGAUAGAGUAUAAAGUCAUGUUAUUUGAAAAGCAUUGUUUCGUUAUGAAAGAGCUCUCGAGUUGCUUGUAAAGCUAAUCUAAUUAAAAAGAUGUAUAAAUGUUCUUGAAAAAUGA
Galeopterus variegatus (Sunda flying lemur) is the source of this 2814-nucleotide messenger RNA. RefSeq names its product egl-9 family hypoxia-inducible factor 1 (gene EGLN1). Gene Ontology annotation, molecular function: ferrous iron binding; L-ascorbic acid binding; peptidyl-proline 4-dioxygenase activity. The transcript is spliced from 4 exons. Gene Ontology annotation, cellular component: nucleus; cytoplasm. The coding region runs from base 4 to 390 and encodes 128 amino acids. The record is from RefSeq and is a predicted model, not a curated record. Lineage: Eukaryota; Metazoa; Chordata; Mammalia; Dermoptera; Cynocephalidae. Gene Ontology annotation, biological process: cellular response to hypoxia; peptidyl-proline hydroxylation to 4-hydroxy-L-proline.